Ooceraea biroi (clonal raider ant) is the source of this 2204-nucleotide messenger RNA. RefSeq lists its product as uncharacterized. NCBI's taxonomy places the organism in Eukaryota, Metazoa, Arthropoda, Insecta, Hymenoptera, Formicidae. The record is from RefSeq and is a predicted model, not a curated record.
AAAAGAGAAAUGUUGAGAUUACAGUUCACAAAGCUUGAUCACUUUACAGAGAACGAUUAUUAUGUUUUAAUUCAGUAUAUAAUAAAUUUUUAUACUACUUUCAAUCACGGGAGUUCAAUUCACGCUAUCGCGCUAUCAUGUACACAUGUGCGCGUUAAUAAAAGUUCUUUCUGAUUGCGAACACACACGGAACAACAUCUGAAGCUUUUCAUAUGCCUUGAAUUAAACAUCGUCAGCAGUGCGAUAGAAUCAAGCUUGAUAUUUUGCAACAAUGCAAUCUCAUUGUGGUAUAUACUUAUUAAUUCACGUAUUAUUCCUCGUAAAAUCGAUCGAGUCGUUCGACAACAAUGGGAGCGAGUAUUUCUCAUCCUUGGAGAGAAACUUGAUAUUGAAAUUGAAAACAGCAACACGGUUGAAGCAUAAUCUCGGGAAGAUUCUUUACGAGUUACCAAUAGAGAAUUACGAAUUGCAUCAUUCCGUAAAGAUCAUCGGAGAUUACUUGAGGAAUGGUGGUUCGUUGAUCGAUUGUCUAGAUGUCUUACCUUCCAUAACGCAUGUGCCUAUCGAAGAGCAGAUAGAUAGUAUUCUAGGAUCCAUGGAGGACCAUUUACCCAAAUAUCUAAUACCAGCGAUAUCUUUAAUCAGACGAUUUAUAAAGGAAGGAGUUCUGGACGUCGAGGAGAUCCACAGACCGACCUGGGGACCACCAAAGAGCGAUCUGUUAGAAAAGAUCUCUCUGAUGGAUCUGAAGAAAGCGGCUUCGCCUUUGAUUUAUCGCGAGCCGCUCAAGGAUCUCAAAGGACCUUGGCCAAAGAUAAUCGGCGAGACUGCCUCGUUAAUUAAUUACAAGAUCGUCUCUCCGCGUCGGGAACUGAUCGCGUAUAUGUUAGCGAAUUUGAAGAUAACGAAGGCAACGACGGAGAUUAGAGAAUCGAUCACAAAUCUUUUCGAAUAUUUGCUAUCAAAUGGCGAUCACCAAUUGACUAAUCUCAAAACGUCUUCCAAUCCGUACCAGCUGAUUUCCAAUGCUGUUUCGAACUUAUCUCUGCAGAAUGAGACUCUGGUAGCUGCCAAUCUAUUGCUGCCAUUUCUGAAGAAACCGUCCGAGUGUUGGGAAUCUUCUGAAUUUAUCAACUUUUUUCACGACAACAUUCUAAAUUAUACUCUUCUGAUAUCGCGGGACAGAUUGUUUUCCAGAUCGAAAGCUGGUAUCGCACUCUCGUCUAUGAUCCAGAAAAACAAUUUGGACGCACAUAACACCAUCGAGCAAUUCCAUCCCUUCGAAUAUGUAUCUCACAAGGACUUGCUGUUGGCUUUCGUCAGUCAACUCAAACGUCAGCAGACUCAUCGAAAUGGAGUGUCGGAUGUCGUGAACAGCGUCUAUGGCGAUCUGCUUCUGACAAACGCUCAAAAGCGACGGAAAGUUUUGAGAAAUCGAGAUAUCACUGAAGUGAUUCUCAUGGCAAUGGCGAGAAUAGAAAACUCUAUCAGGAUCCAAAGACUGCUUGCGAAUGUGGCAUCGGAUAAAAGCGUCAAGCCGGAAGUUUGGCAAAAGGCUCCCGCCUUUGGUUUGUCGGAAAAUGAUAUCAACGGUCCGAUAGACGCUACUCUAAAGACUCUAAAGGCGCUAUUAUUCUCAGACCUUGUUACGUCUGACGUUCUAAAAGCGAAGAUUGCAGAGUUGAUCAACGCGUACGAAAACAGAAUCAAUGAGGAGCAGGCCAAGUGCAACAGUCGAUUAGAAACAUACUGGAGCAAUUUUACUAAAGCAGGAAAAGAAAUCGAGACAAAGAGGAGAAAGAUAAGGGACAUAGACAUCGAGGAUCUCCUUCAAGCUUUGCCUGGUUUGAAUAUCUACACGGAUGAGUAUAUAAGCUUGAAAAUUUUUCUGUCACAGAGUAAUCUGGAAGAGAAGAUAGGACAAGUAGACGUGAAUAUGCAUCCCACCAGAGGUAGAUUGUUAGCUCAGUUGCUAAAAAUGAUGGAAACUGCCAGCGGCAUUGACGACAAUUUACGUCAUUUGGCUAUGCGGUUUAUCGAUAACGUGGCUUAUGAGGGUUACGGUGCUGGUGCUUUAUUACAACGUUUCAGUGAGAUUUGAAUACAAAGACAAAAUCUAGAAGACAUUCUCUACGUGAAUAAAUUCUUUGCACGAUGAUGAAUGAUGUUAAACAUUAUAUAUUGAAAUUUGUAGCUCACACGUA